Molecule: messenger RNA, 2212 nt
Organism: Calidris pugnax (ruff)
Lineage: Eukaryota; Metazoa; Chordata; Aves; Charadriiformes; Scolopacidae
Gene: CNPPD1
Product: cyclin Pas1/PHO80 domain containing 1
Exons: 8
Coding region: 3-1313 (436 amino acids)
Biological process (GO): regulation of cyclin-dependent protein serine/threonine kinase activity
Cellular component (GO): nucleus; cyclin-dependent protein kinase holoenzyme complex
Molecular function (GO): cyclin-dependent protein serine/threonine kinase regulator activity; protein kinase binding
Source: RefSeq, a predicted model, not a curated record
GGAUGGAGCUUGACGGGCUGUUGCUGGACGAGGAGGGUACGUUCUCCCUCAGCGGCUUCCAGGAGUUCACGUUCCUGCCCAGGCACCAGCAGCUGAGCGAGAGGGUGCGGAAGCGGCUGUAUUAUGGCUGGGACAAAGACUGCAGCCUGGAUAAUCUCUCCAGCCCUGUGGCAGAUAUUGCGGUGGAGUUGCUGCAGAAAGUGGCUCCCAGCCCUAUCCGCAGACUCCAGAAGACAUACGUGUCUCAUGUAUCUCGGGAAGCUUGCAUCUCUCCUUGCUCCAUGAUGCUGGCACUGGUUUACAUUGAGAGACUUCGGCACCGGAACCCCGAAUACCUUCAGCAAAUCUCAUCUUCAGACCUUUUCCUGAUCUCCAUGAUGGUUGCUAGUAAGUACCUGUAUGAUGAAGGUGAAGAGGAGGAAGUGUUCAAUGAUGAGUGGGGAGCAGCAGGGAAGGUGGAUGUCCAGACCAUGAACACACUGGAGAUGAACUUCCUGAGCGCCAUUGACUGGAGUCUCUAUACAGACCCCCGGGAGCUGUUUGAAGUGCUCAGCUGGCUGGAAGGACGCGUGGCAGAAAAGCAGGGCAUGUGGCGUGGUUGGUUCACCUACACAGAUCUCUGUGUCCUCAUGGAGCAGUCCAUGUGGCAGCAUGUGUUGGGCCAAUUCUACCAGCAAGUGGUGAAGCUGGCCUGCCUCCUGGGUGUGAUGUACCUGACCGGCUUUGCCGCUGUCUUUGCCUCGGUCACCGUGGUGCACCGCUCCGUGUGCAUGCGGAGCGUCAGCCCCGCCGCCCCCCGGCCUGCGCUGUUCCCCGAGGAGGCCAGUUGCCAACUGGACGCCCAGCCAGCCCCUGACCAGCCCCAGCCCGAGCUGCCCGAUGUCUCCCCGGCCAGCAGCACCCGUUGCCUGCAGGAGAACAAGACGACUGAGGAGCCGCGUCGCGGAGGUGUCACGGCCACUGCGCUCUACCUGUGGGGCAGCGUGAUGACGGCUCUGUCCUACCCAAAGGCGCCUGAUCUAGCCCAACACAGGAGCCCCCCUCAGAGCCAUUUCCGGAGAGUACCCACCGCUUGUGAGAGAUCUAACCGUACUGCCCCUGCCACAGCCCCUGCCCAGCCUGGCCCCUUCGGACUCGCCGUGCUCCGAUCUCCUCCGGCGCUCCACUGCCAAACCUGCUCUGCUGGUGCAGGCCCCACGUGGGAUGGAGCCCCCACCCGCAAGGACUGGCUGGACCCCCUAGGGCUGAGGCGGUGUUCCUUGCACACUGCCAUGGAUCUCAGUAGAAUCAAGAGCUUCAUUUUUCCCAGCUAGGAGCGUGGGGCGGUGGCCCCUUUCCCUUUCCCUCCUAGUGUGGCACAACUCACUUCCUUGCACUUCUGGGACCCCCUGAUCCCUGGGGCUGUGCGGGGCUGAAGGCCUCUGUGUUACUUCCAAACCAGCAUUUGUGUCUACCCACCCAGGGCAGAGGUGUCUUCACUUUGGGGACUGCUGGGACAAGUUGGGGCAGAGUUUGCUUGCUGUUGGGGUGCUGGGGUGGGGAUCUACUAGCUGGAGGGUAGAUAUGGGGUGCCCUUGGGCUGGGGUGCUAGGGAAAGGGGCUUGAAUCUCUUCCUGCAGCGUGUGGGUGGUGCCCUUGGUGGUGCUGGGCAGAGGUGGUGUGUGGGAUGUAGGUGCUGGGGCUGUGUGUGAAGGGUGGAGGGGCUGGGGCAUUGAGCCCAGUGGUGGGGCAGGGUGCUCCAGGAGGAGGUGGGGUGCCUGGGUGAGGGGAGAGAAGGUCGAAGGAGGGGGGAGCGAGCAUCCCAAACUGGUUGGCCAUGGCAGUGAUUCCCCUUGGGGAGUGCCAGGCUACUUCUUGGGAGGCGGGGAGGGUCGCAACAAGAGGGGGCCCAGAUGUGGCUGUGCUCUGGGGAAAGGUGGUGCCCCGCUGGGCUUGUGGGUGGUGGUAAGGUGUGGUUAAGGCUGAGCUUCCUUAUCCUGCUUGUGUUGGGUGCUUUGGAACUGGGGGUGCUCUGUGAUGCCAUCCCAAACCCCAGCUGCCUGUGGCUACCAGCAAACGGUGCCCGACUGCUCCUCGGGGCGGGGAGACGGCACCUUGUCCUGCUGACCAGCCCAGCUCAUUGUGCCCCUUCUUUUUACUGUGGAUUUUACACCUGUUUUUCACUCUUUUGUAGAUGCUAAUCUCUUCCAAUAAAAGUAGUUCUUGCUGUGCA